This is a messenger RNA of Hyaloperonospora brassicae, 1044 nucleotides long. NCBI's taxonomy places the organism in Eukaryota, Oomycota, Peronosporomycetes, Peronosporales, Peronosporaceae. The record is from the annotation of a GenBank genome assembly.
AUGCAGCUCCAGACGCUCGCGUACGCCAUCUCGGGCGCCUUUACGCUCCUGUCGAUCGUCCUCUCGGGAUGGCUCAUCUGGACGCAGCUGCUCUACAACCCGUCCGCGCGCAUCCGCAAGCACGUGAUCCGCAUUCUGCUCAUGGUCCCCAUCUACGCGCUCACGUCGUACAUGGCGCUCGUGUUCAACGACUCGAAGCUCCUGUUCGAGACCGUGCGCGACCUCUACGAGGCGUUUGCGCUCUACUCGUUCCACUGCUUUCUCGUCGAGUACCUCGGCGGCCCGUCGGUGCUCGCGGGCACGAUGCGGUCGAAGCCGCCCAUGACGCACGUGUUCCCCUUUUGCUGUGUCCGGCCGUGGUCCAUGGGCGGCAAGUUCCUGCAGCAGACGACCGUCGGCAUCUUGCAGUACAUUCCCAUUAAGCUCUUGAUGAGCAUUGUCAUGCUCGUUACGAGCUUAGCCGGUGUCUACGGCGAAGGCGAGCUCAUGAACCCAUGCGUGAGCUAUGGCUACGUGUGCCUGAUUCUGAGUCUCUCGCAGACCUGGGCGCUCUAUUGUCUGCUCCUUUUCUUCCACGGCGCGCACGAAGAGCUGCAGCCCAUGCGACCGUGGCCCAAGUUCCUUGCGAUCAAGGCCAUUAUUUUCUUCACCUACUGGCAGUCCGUGAUGAUUAGUAUGCUGGUGAGCGUGGGCGUGAUCUCGGCCAAGUGGCACAUUGGGUGUCCAGACUGCUGGGACGCGCAGAAAAUUGCCUCGGCGCUCAAUGACUUUGUCAUUUGUGUUGAAAUGCUCGGCUUUGCCGUGGCCCACCACUACGCGUUUGCCAUUGAAGACUUUUUGGUACCGUCCGGGGCCUGCGGCGUCAGUGUCCCGUCGUCGAACGUGAAAGCGCCGCUGCUGGCGAAUUUCAUGGACGCGAUCAAUGUGACGGACGUGUCCACGGACUUGAAGAACUCGCGGAACGAGAUUCUGACCAAGAAACAGGCCCUGGCUGCCAAGUUUGAGCAGCGCUGCAUCUAUUCCCCUCGUGGUGGCAUGUUUUGA